Colletotrichum destructivum is the source of this 834-nucleotide messenger RNA. RefSeq names its product Putative enoyl-CoA hydratase/isomerase, ClpP/crotonase-like domain superfamily. NCBI's taxonomy places the organism in Eukaryota, Fungi, Ascomycota, Sordariomycetes, Glomerellales, Glomerellaceae. The transcript has 2 exons. The coding region runs from base 1 to 834 and encodes 277 amino acids. The record is from RefSeq and is a predicted model, not a curated record.
AUGGAGCUCACGGCCUACCGCAGCUUGAAAACCUCUUUCGACUCUGGUGUCCUUGUAGUCACCUUCCAUAAUCCAGACUCUCCCGAGUACAAUUUCUGGGGCCGAGCCACUCAGGAAGAGCUCAAAGACCUUGUCAAGAAUCUCGAUGCUGAUGACGAAACCAAAGUCGUCAUUUUCAAGAGCGACGCUCCAAAGUUCUUUGUCGCCCAUCUCGAUGUCACGAUCCUCGACGGGUCUGAUCCCAUCUUCAUAGAGGAAUUUGCAGCCCUCCUGCACAGCAUCACGACCCUUCGCCAGGUGACAAUUGGUGCCGUAGAAGGCAGGGCACGAGGGGCAGGGUCCGAGUUUCUGGCGUCAUUGGACAUGCGAUUCGCAACCAGGUCUCCGGACACCCUCAUUGCGCACCAGGAAAUCUGCAGUGGUCUGAUCCCAGGCGGUGGUGCAAGCCAGUUUCUCACCCACCUGGUCGGUAGAGCACGCGCUUUGGAGUAUAUCUUGACUGGCAAGGACAUCAAUGCAGCAGAUGCCGAAAGAAUUGGUUGGAUCAACAAGUCGUUCGUAAAUUCGGAAGAGAUGUACGCCUACAUCUCCCAACAGACUUCUCGGCUCCGCCUGUUCCCCCUGACUGCCUUGCACGAGAUCAAGAAGGCCGUCAACCGCCAUUCGGUCCCGAGCUGCGAGGAUAUCGUCUCCGAGGGCACUGCGUUUCGUAGGCAGUACAAGGACCCCCAAACGCAGGCGGUAUUGACCAAGACUUGGGAAGUACUGGCCUCAAUUCCGCAAAUGGAGGCAGAGCUGGACCUACCCAGCCUUGCCCCUCAGUUUUAUGAGUAA